This is a messenger RNA of Oryzias melastigma (Indian medaka), 2524 nucleotides long. RefSeq names its product peripheral myelin protein 22. The transcript has 4 exons. NCBI's taxonomy places the organism in Eukaryota, Metazoa, Chordata, Actinopteri, Beloniformes, Adrianichthyidae. The record is from RefSeq and is a predicted model, not a curated record. Gene Ontology annotation, cellular component: plasma membrane. The coding region runs from base 1301 to 1771 and encodes 156 amino acids.
UGGAGAUGCAGGGCGUUCCAUCGAUUUAGCAUGACCAAAACAUGGCAGCGUGUUAACUCCCCCGUGGGGCUGGACAGGCUCUCCCCUCUCUGGGCAGACAGGAGUAAACAAGGAGGGGGUCUGCCCAACACAUUCUGGCAUACCACAAACCUCUGGGGGGGUUGGACUCUAACAGUCCAACACUUUGACUGAUCCCUGCUGGACAUGUGGCUUUAAGUGCACACUAAAUUCAGUCAUUUGGGGGUUAGUAGGCCUCUUUUAAUAGGUCACCCUAAAUGUUCUUUGCAAUAUUUUUUUUGCACAUUUACAGGUGUCCCAUAAAAUAAUAUGUGCAAUGCAAUAAGUCAGUGGAUUUUUUAGGUGCAGGACCGUUUAUGAGUGCAGUAAAAUGUGUGCACAAAUGCAUUUCUGUGCGUUUGACAGGUGUCUUCCUGCAGCCCGGGGGGUGCAUCACAUACAAGUGCUGCUGCCGGGGGGAGAAAGGGGGUGGCGUGCGCGCGGGGAGCUUCGCUCUGGUGACGUGCGGGGCCGCGCGGGCCGCGCGGGGCGGUGUUCUCAGGCGGGGAAACUGCCUGACUGACUGACUGGGGUGUGUGAGUCUGAGCCACAUCUGGAAUAGUAGCUGCAGACAAGAAGGAGUCGAGAGAAGCACGAGCUCAGAGAUCCUUUCUCCAACUCUUCUGCACUUCACUGGGUUUUUUAUCUAUAACUUUGCCUUUUUUGUAAGUUGGAUUUAUCCAGGAUUUGUUUUUACUUUAUUGUUUUAAGUUAAAGAUUUGAUGUUUUUAUUUACUUUUUUAUUUUUACUUUUUUAUCUUCCAGUAAAAGUGUUGGACUUUACUCGGGAGUAAAAGCGAUUCUGGAUUUAUUUUAAAGACAAAAGUGCGUUUCUUUCCCGUGUUUUGGUCGAAUCGAUCAUGCUUAGACAACAGUGAGGCAUGACGGCAGCUGCUGGGAUGGGGGGUUUUUCCGCGCAAAUGGAGCCACUUUAGCUCCAAACUUCAGUAAAGUCGUGAAUAAGUUGUCGUUUUCCCCUGUUUUACACUUUUUUCGUUUAUUAAUUAGUAAUAUUUUAGCGUUGAAAGUUGCUCAUACUCUUAGGAGGACGUUUUCUUUCCUUUCUGUUGUUUUUUUCUUUUGAGCGUAAGCGGACACUUUCACACCCACCGGGAGGAAAGUGGAGAAACAGCGCCCUCUGGCGUUAAGAUCCAUCAUGACACCUCCAGUUUAUUUCCAUGCAACUUUUUUUUUUUUCUGUUUAAUUUUUUUUAUUGUGUGUGUCUGCAGGUCUACUUGAAACAUGCUGUUCAUCCUGCUCGGAGUGCUUCUUUUGCACCUAAUUAUCCUGAUACUUCUAAUUGUAUCAACAGCAGCAAGUGCCUGGUCUGUAGGUGGGGAAAAAAGCACAGAUCUAUGGUACAGUUGCAUGACAUCCUCUGGGAGCUACCACUGCAAGCACGCCAGCAAUGAAGACUGGAUCCAGGCCGUGCAGGCCCUCAUGAUCCUCUCCUGCAUCUUCUGCUUCUGCGCACUCCUUGCCUUCCUGUACCAGCUGUUCCGAAUGGUGAAAGGCGGCCAGUUCUUCUUUACCGCCAUUUUCCAGAUCCUGGCGAGUGUGUUUGUGAUGUGCGGAGCGAUCAUCUACACUGUCAUGCGCCCCGACGAUAAGACCAUAACGCAUUUUGGCUACGCCUAUGUCCUGGCUUGGGUGGCCUUCCCUCUGUGCCUCAUCAGCGGCCUCAUUUAUAUCGUCCUGAGGAAGACGGAAUGAGAGUAGGAAGAGAGUAGGAAAAAAAAAUAGGUAGAAGGGGGAAUGUUACAGGACCCCCGCCUUACAACAACAUCGCACUGUGCUUCCUGCCCACAGACCACAAACUGACAAUCCUCCAGUAUCCAUCGUUUUCAAGCUGAAACCAUUUGUUUUGUGAAUCCGGACUGAAGCUGUUUGUCCCUGCAGUCGUGUCCUGUUUGGUCAUUCUCAGCAGCUUUUCCCACAAAUCCAACCAAAGUCACCUCCUCACAUCCCUACAAAGGUGUACAUAGUGUCUGUGUGGGUUUUGGACAUAUUUAUAACAUUUUAUACAUACAUUGUGUACAUAGAAGUGUCGAGUUAACAUUGUCACGCUCGUUUAUGUUUUAAGAGUGUGUCUCUCACAAAUCAUGCAGCUGUGCCAAAGAAAUGUCGCCUUAACCUCCAGUGUGUAGAGCUUUUUUUUUCUCCUCUUUUAAAUAAUGUGGAUUAAUCAAAGUGUUUGUAUUGAAGGAAAUGAGAACAAUCUCAGAAAGUGUUGAUAUGAAGUUUAACUUUGAUAACUCAAACUGAUUUGCCUUUUUGUAUUGAAAAUGGUGCUUUUUUUUUUCAAAAAAGACAAAAAAUACCAAAAAAAGACCCUGCUAUCCUUGAAAUUUGUAUCCUAACUUGUGUUGCUAAUGUGUUUUGUUCUGUAAUUAAUUUGCUUUGUACAAAACAUUUUUUAAACUUUGCUUUUUUGUCAUUAUUACAAUUAAAAAUCUUAAAAAAAAA